AACAUCUCCUCCAGUGGCCAGGGAUUUCCGGGGUGGGGUGUUUCCCUGCGCUGCCCUCGGGAGCCUGCAGCCGCAGGAGGCUCUCACCUGCCUUCGGCUUUCCAGCGGGGCGGCCGGCGCCGGGCCGACGGGGAGGGAGCGGGGCCGGGCCGGGCCGGGGGCGGCGGGAGGCACCUGCCGAGCGGCUCCUUCUCCCGCUGGGCGCCGGCUGCGCUGCUCGCCCCUGUCCCGGGACAGCCCGGGUCGGGUCCGGCCCCGGCCCCCGCCCCCUGCAGGGCCGCCCGUGGGCGGGGGAGGCUCCAUGGCUGCGGAGGGGCCGCGCGGCCGGGCCGGGCUCCGCCGCUUCGUGCCGCCCGCCCCGUGCCACUAGCCCGGCCGGACCGACGGACGGAGCGCCGGCUGCGCCGCAAUGUUGCCCGCGGGGGGCGGCUACGCCGUGAAGAGGAGGAAGAAGCCGGUGCAGAAAAGCCCCAAGCUGCCACCUCCUGAAGGUGUGAAGUCUAACCCAUCCAAACGGCAUCGGGACCGUCUUAACCAGGAACUGAACAAACUGACCAGUUUGCUGCCCUUCCCUGAGGAUGUUCAGGCAAGGCUGGAUAAACUCUCCAUCCUUCGUCUCAUUGUGGGGUACCUGAAGGUGAAAAGCUAUUUUGUGGCCACUGCAAAGAACAAUGGCAGCUCCAUGACUGAGCAGACUGGGGCACCAGGCGGAACUGGACAGACUAAUCUGCAGAUCAAUGGAGAAGCAUUCUCUGAAGGGGACCUGCUCCUUCAGGCUCUCAAUGGAUUUGUCAUCUCAGUCACCGCAAACGGUUACAUCUUCUACAUCUCCCCCACAGUGCAGGACUACUUGGGAUUUCAUCAGUCUGAUCUCAUCUACCAAAGCGUGUAUGAGCUGAUCCACACUGACGAUAGAUCCAUGUUCCGGUGCCAGCUGCAUUGGGCCUUAAAUCCACCGGCAUCCAAUGAACCAGACCAAAGCACAGAUGCCAUGCCCUUGAGCCAGACCUUUGUAAACAGCAACACUGCCACAUACGAUCCCCAGCACCUGCCUCCUGAAAAUUCCUCCUUCUUGGAGAGAAGCUUCAUCUGUCGGUUCCGCUGCUUAUUGGACAACUCCUCAGGAUUCCUGGCUCUGAAUUUUCAGGGUCGCUUGAAAUUCCUUCAUGGGCAGCAAAAGAGAGCUGCAGAUGGGUCCCUCAUGCCUCCCCAGCUGGCUCUGUUUGCCAUUGCAACUCCUCUCCAGCCUCUCUCAAUCCUGGAGCUUCGAACCAAGACAUUUAUCUUCCAGACUAAACACAAGCUGGACUUUACCCCCACUGCCUGUGAUUCAAGAGGAAAGGUGGUGCUAGGGUACACAGAAACCGAACUCUGUAUGAGAGGCUCUGGGUACCAGUUUGUCCAUGCAGCAGACAUGAUGUACUGCGCAGAAAACCAUGUGAGAAUGAUGAAGACUGGAGAAAGUGGAAUAACUGUCUUUAGGCUACUGACUAAGAAAGCAGGCUGGGUCUGGGUCCAGGCAAAUGCAAGGCUGGUGUAUAAAGGGGGCCGUCCAGACUGCAUCAUUGCCAGACAGCGGGCCCUGUCAAAUGAAGAAGGAGAGGAGCAUUUGCGCAAGCGGAGCCUGCAGCUGCCUUUUAGCUUUGCCACAGGGGAAGCAGUCCUGUAUGAGAAUAACCUUCCAGGAUUCCUGGACUCUUUCCAAGCAAAGACAGGGUCAAAGACAAAGAAAGAUGCCCUCAUGGAACAGGACUCAAUAGAUCCCAACUCUCUUCUAGGAGCCAUGAUGAAACAAGAUGAAUCCGUGUACGUCUCCCAUGCCAAUAAUGUGCCACAACUCUCCUUGGCAGAUAUCCUUGAUGUUGUAGAAGAGCCAUGCCAGAAUGAAAGAAAUGAGGAAGACAUCAAAGAAGAAAAUAAUCCAUUCCUGGUCAUCAUUGAAACUCUCUUUGAGAAGAGCAACAUUGAUAGUAACAUUUGCCAAACUCUGCAGAACUUGGAUGUAGAUGACCUGCAAUUACAGCACUGGGAAGAAACCUUGCUCAACAUGGAUGUUGAUGAGCCAGUGGCCCAGGACUUCCCUAAGCAUCCGGGCGAUGAGGUGGCCUCCUAUGUGGAGGAGAUGCUGUAUAAGAAGGAUAAUGGAAAGAAUAUGGACUUCCCACAGUGCAGUGCGACUGCUUCAUCUCAGGCCAUUAUUCAGCAAAUUCCACUGCAACAAAUUCAACAAAGUUCUCACCUAAGCACAUUUCAGACUCCCCUCAGAAGUAAUGUGAAAUGCAGUGAGCAAAGCACUCCUCCAGGGUAUUUCCAGCACUGCUGGGGGACUGAACCAUCAAUUUCUAUCUCGCCUGUAUUCCAGAAUCCAAUGCAGUUCUUACCACAAAGCACACUAGGCUCUGACCCUCAGGUUCCUCUAGUUGCUGCUACACCCAAAAAUUUAUUUUCUAAGCCAAAAAAACAAGCACCAUUUGACCAACCAGAGUGGCUGAGAGGGAAUAUUUCUGACCCCUUGGGUUCUGUUAACCAGCCAACUGUUGGAGUUAAUAAAAUAAAUCCUGUAAAGGUAUUUCAGCAAAAGGGUACUUCUUCAGUUCCCUUGAAAAAUCUCAUUCCUAAAAAUCAGAUGCAGCUGGACUCCAAUCUGAUUGGCUCAAAUCAUGCCAUUCCCUUAAAAGUGAAACAACAAGACAGGCAGCAGCAUGACCCGCUUGUGUCAAUGAACUCAGUCAUUGGUUUCCAUCAGGAUAAUUCUCCAGGAAGUCACCCUUCAGAUAUUUGGAAGUCCCCUGUUCAGAAUCAGCUGCGAAUCAACCCGGUGCAGAUGGAGCCACAAGCUGUACUGGCAGACGGCCAACAGAAUGUGUUUGGAUCACGAGUCGCCAAUCCAUGGAUGUCAUCAUCACAGACCACCCAUUACGCAGGUCAGGGUGUGCAGGGAUUUGGUGUAACACAGCAUAAUGCAAUAUCUGCUUCUCUUCUGCAAAAAUCGAGUCCAGUAGAGUCUGAGCAGUUGUGUGGAAGCCAUUCCUUUCCAAAACAGGCAGCUUCACACAAACCUCACCCAAUACCAAACUUUUACAAAAAGGAGAAACGACAGAUUCUUCAGGCUGAACAGUUGUUAACAGAGCAACAACAGCUGUUGCAAGCAGAGCUACACCAUCAGGUGCACUGCAGGCCAGGCCAGAUGCGAGACAAUGGACUGCCGCUGAUCAGCUGCUUGGAAUCAAAAAUCCAGUCUCACUCUCAGGUGGGAAUGCAGCAAAUGGACAGUGUUCUUGAAGCUUCACUGAAGUUGUCGUCAAAUAGCACCUUACCUAGCAGUGUUGUGCAGUCUCCAUGGGAAUAUGCAAGUAGUGAGCCACCCUUUGAAAACGAUGCUGAAUUUGCUAAAGCAGCUCAUACCACAUGCCUUCUGCAGCAACCAAAUACUGUGCCCUGCCAUGCUGGAAGCAAUCCAGAAGCACUGUGUUAUUACCAAAGGCCUACAGAAACUGUUUUAGGUUCCUUGAUAACUUCUCCCUUGGUAGUUGGCUUGAGAGCAAAUUCCUACCCACGUGAACCAAAUUUGCCUCCCAUGUCAAUAACAGAAGGACCAUUAAAUGGGCAGCAGCAACUUUUCACUUGCAAUAUUCAGCUCAAGUGUCACCAGAAUGAAGAAAAUGCUCCCAUGGAAUUCACCCCUGCAGUUGCAAAGGACAGCAUGUUUUUCCCAAAACACUGAGAGAGGAUGAAGCAAUAGAGAAAGAUGACUUUGGACAGAUGUGGCCUUAAAAAUGUUGCCCUUGCCAUUUGCAAGACAUUAACUCUCAUGUAAAUAUUUCAGUAUUUUUUAUAAUUAUUUCUAUUGGUGUUGUGCUUUCCGUGUGAACAAAUACACAUUUCUAAGAUGCUCUUCUGUGGAUGCCAAAGAGAUGCACUUGAAUGUUAAUUACACUUAUGCAUUUUGUGCAAAAGAGUCUAAGUCUCUCUAAUGCUGCCCUCUGCUCAUCCUUCUGAAUGAAACCAGCGAGAAUUAAGAACCAGUACUCGGAUUAAGUGCUAAUGCAACCAACUGACAAUGCUGGAACAAGUCUUUGGAGUUAUUAUAAUUUUUCCAGGACAGGCAAUUAUGAAAACAGUGGAGGCAUGUCAGAAAAAUACCUGAGCUGGUGCAAUAGGAAUUAAACUUAGGCAGCUGUGUGAUCUUAUGCUUUAACUCUGAUGUACAGAGUUCUAAUUUAAUGAGGCAAGGGUAUGAUAUGAACAGCAAGGUAAGAAUUAUUUGUGCUUUACCUCUGGUCCAUUUGGAAGGCAUGUUUGGUACCACCUGGAUGUGGAGUGCAGGCACUUGGAGUCCAGUCUGUGCCUCUGAAGUUUACCACUCAAGUUGGUGACCACGAAUGACAAAAGGACGGAGAUCAACCCAACACUUCUAAGAGAGAUGGUACCUGCCUAUACCAUACUGACUUAUUUAACUUAUAUAUUCAGUAUAUAUUGGGCAUAAAGCAGUAAUCCUACACGUAAGAAGGGCCAAGGCAUAUGGCAACUUGUCUUUUGUAUUUUUUUGCUUUCCUAUCAAAAGCCACAGGUGUCUGGCAGUAGAAGGGGUCAACGGCUGUCAGACAUUCUGAACCAACAGACCUUUGUCAACCAAUAAAACUUUUCAUGAAUUGCGAUGCACCCUUAACAUCAAACUCAUCAGGGGAAAGGGAGAAGGAACAGGCUGGUCUGAUCUGGGGAUUAUAUACCAUGGCCUCAUGUGCCACAGUUUGGGAACCACUGAAGUUAACUGACUGACAUAUUCUAUGCAAUUGCAGUGACUUCUGUGCAGAUGCACAAGGCAUAGCUUAGCAAAAAAUUAGUUCCAAUGUACAUGUAAAAAACACAGGAUGAAAGUCUUCCUCUUCAAAUAGGAGAAUCCAGCAGAAGAGUAACUGGGAGGAUUUAGCCUGACAUCUAUUUCCUAUUGUGUAUCAUCAUAUCUAAUUCAUUACAGUGGUGGGCUGGUGCCAGACUCUUGCAUUUGAUCAGAAUACUGGUUGACUUAGGGCAUGUUUGCACUACCAAAGUGGGGAGUCCAGAACUGCCUCUGCUUGGUUGCUCACUCUUGUUCAGCACAUGCCAGAAACAUAAGAAUUGGAUAGUGUGGUAGGUUAAGCAAGUCCUUGAUCACAUGCCCAGAGCCUCUCCCAGCUUCUCCAUUUUGGACAUACUUUUUGGCAUUUGCUCAGGCCCAUUCUAAGCUACCUAUAUCCCAAAUUUCCAGCCUUUGAUGAUUGCUGACCAGGAGCAAAUGAGUGUGAUGUCCUUCUCAGCACCAUUCCUGAGCUUGCCAUAGAAGCAGCAGUGUAGCUGUGUCUUUGGAGAUGUUGCUGUAAGCAGCAGCUUCAAAGCCCAACCUAUUGAUUCAGUAUACAUAUAGAAUUUGUAAUGUUAUUGUGUCAUAUAGAAUUAUCAAUGUAGCAAUGUGCCACUACAUGGCAAAAGACCUUUGUAUAUGUUUCUGCACUUAGUAGUUGUCUAUCCCUAAUUGCCUAUAGGACAUUUGGUUAUGUGGCCUUAGCCCUUACAUGGGCAUUCUGAGGGGGGGGAAAAAAAACUAAGCAAGUAGGAUGCUUUACUUUAUUUUUGUACCUUGUCCUCCGGGAUUUUGCACUCAGCCCAAUGACUCAGAUGGUUCAUGAAGCACAGUAUGAAAUCAGGGAUUGAAUUUUGUCUUUCUGAUCUCUUACAUGGUUAGGAAGUAUGUACUCCUCCUGAAAACACUUCCACUGAUCUGCCAAAGUUCAUUUGUUUUUCUACCCAAGCCAUUUUCUAAUUGUGAAACACAGAACCUUAAAAGCAAGAAUUUUGCCAGGUUUAACAGUUUGGUCCAUUUUUGUCAUGCCAUUUAUUGUCUGCUAUAUCAAAUGCAGGGGUUCUCACAACCUUAACCAACCUUAAGACAUCAAUGCCUCUUCUACUGUUCCAUCUCUCAGUGAAGUUUGAAAGGUUGUUUGAGUCCCAGGCUGUGUCUGUUCUUUUAGUGGCCCCAAUUCAGCAAAUAAUUUUUGCACAUGCUUAAAUAAAGUAUAUGCUUUACAUCCAUCUCCUUGGACCUCUGUAAGAAGUUAAGCACACAGUUAGGAAUGCGUUUAAUAUUAAGCAUGUGCUUAAUUCUAUCCCUGUUGAGCAAAACACUUAGACCCUUUGCUGAAUCAAGUCCUUUGGAUUCACAGGGGGGCUAUAAUAGCCCAUUUGCUAUCAUUUAAGUGAGAGCCGCUCUAAUUAAAGUGCUAAAGCAUCUCAUCCCUGUGUUUCAAAAUAGUGGUGGGGGUGCUUGAACUAAAGCUCAUUCAGUGAGUUUAAGUGCAAGUGCAUCUCCCAGCAUUUUAUACGUGAUAUUGAUGGAUGAUACGUGAUAUUAAUAGUCUGCUCUGACACGCUGUAAUUGCAGCGUGUCAGAGCAGGCCUGCAGCAUGUCUACAGGUACCCUCAGUGUCUUUCAUGUUAGAAUGACUUUCACUUUAAUAAAUACCUUAGAGCAGCAGUGACCAACCUGCAGCAUGAAUGCCACAAAUGGUACAGGCAGCCUCUGUGUGGCAUGUGGCAGAUUGGGGAAGGGGACAGGCAGCACAGCAGCAGGCGGGCAGGAAGCAGUGCAGCAGAUUGGGCAGAGGAAGAGGAUCAGGGGCACUUGGCAGAGGUGUGGGGCUAAUUUGUGGCAUGCCUGCCAAAAAUGUUUGCUCCACUGCCUUGGAGCUUGGUCUUUCUGAGGCUUGAAGGGCUCUCAAUUCUCAUUCAAACUGGUGGCAAACCAGUAAUACCAAAACAAUGACAACUGGUAGCCCUAUAAAUCCUUAAUAAAGCCCCCCCCCAACAAAAGAAUAAGAAGAAACAGCAUCAGGAAUUGCAUUGGUUCCAAAUGCUUUGGGAGACAAAAGUUGUUUUCUUUUUCACUCCAAAUGAAAGUCUCUACAUACUAUCAAAACUAGGCUGAAAGCUCUAACUAUUCCAUACCCCAGCAUAAUGAAAAAGGGCUUCCAUGAUAUUGUCUUGGGUGCAGAAGGCAGUGCCAAAUGUAUGUUCGUAUAUGAAAAAGCAGCUCUGAGUUUAUCAUUUUUAAAUUCAUACUCCACUGGAUUGUUAGAACUGUCUCCAAAGUCUAAUUCAUUUUCCUGGUGCAAGUGCUUGCCUAUCAUUCACACCAGUGAGACUGGCCUGAAGUUUCCUAAAGCACUCUGCCUUCAGUCUAGCAAAGUGAAAGCUGACAGGGGCUGCGACUGCUUUCUAUAAAUACUUUAGGGAGGUACGUGUCUGGGAGAGAGAAGAGUUAUUUAAGCUGAAGGACAGUAUUGGCACAAGAACAGCUGGGGAUAAACUAGCUAUUAAUAACUUUAGACUGGAAGUUAGAAGACGGUCAUGAACUGUCAGAGAAAUGACAUUCUGCGAAAGUCUUCCAAUAGGCUAGUGGGGGCAACAAACCUAACCAGGUUUUAAGAUGGCACUUGAUCAUUUCCUAAAGGGGACUAUAUGAUGUGACUGCUUCCAGACUCAAUUACAUGGGUCUUUUCAAGUCCUUGUCCCUGUGCUUUUGGAAAACCUUCCCUCCCUUGGUACUCUGUGGCCUUGCUUACAGAAGUUGUGCCAUGAACUGUACUGGUAUCGUGAAAAAUAACAUGAUUCCUGCCACCUCCCAGUAUGGAUGCAGUUUAACUGGUAUAAUUCUCUAGCAGGCAUAACUAUUCCAAAACAAAUGCUAUGUAAAGAGUAGAUCUUAGCUAUCUGUAGACUAAAAAGUAAGAAAACAAGAACUUACGUGUUACAACCAAGACAGCUACAAUGUCAGAAAUAUAGGUGUAUAUACUGUUGAUCAGAGUUCAGAGAAGAGAAGACUUUUUUUUUUGUAUAUCUAAAACCUCACUCUGUUACUUUAUGUCUUUAUAUAUGUUUGUAUAUGUAUAUUAUAUAUAAAAAUUGUUGGCGCAUACUUUUACACUUAAUGAUUUCUUUGUAUGCUGUAUGUAGGUGAAUGAGUUUGGGGGGUGGGAGAAGAGAUUGUACUGAAAGCUAACCUGCUUUGUUAUAUAUUAAAAUGCAAUUAGCUUUGUACUGAUUGUGCCUUAAAAGUGUUCCUGAGAGAGGCAUCAGAGAAAUAAUGGAGAGACUGCUCUGUGAAUCCAGAGAGCUGCUUGUCAUGCUAACAUGUAACAAAUACAUUUAAGAAGUCUUUUUUUAUAUAUUAAAGCAUUAAAUGCUAAUAUAUCUAUUACAAACAC
This is a messenger RNA of Alligator mississippiensis (American alligator), 8240 nucleotides long. Its product is annotated as aryl hydrocarbon receptor. The record is from RefSeq and is a predicted model, not a curated record. Gene Ontology annotation, cellular component: aryl hydrocarbon receptor complex; nucleus. Lineage: Eukaryota; Metazoa; Chordata; Crocodylia; Alligatoridae. The transcript has 11 exons. Gene Ontology annotation, molecular function: protein dimerization activity; nuclear receptor activity; transcription cis-regulatory region binding. Gene Ontology annotation, biological process: regulation of transcription by RNA polymerase II. Bases 410 to 3724 code for a protein of 1104 amino acids.